Molecule: messenger RNA, 4634 nt
Organism: Zootoca vivipara (common lizard)
Lineage: Eukaryota; Metazoa; Chordata; Lepidosauria; Squamata; Lacertidae
Source: RefSeq, a predicted model, not a curated record
UUUGAUUCCCAUUUGUUUCACCCUUUGGAAAGAGUUGGAGUGUCACAGCAGACUACGUCUCUAGCUUCGGAGGAGUCUGAGAACGUCUUAAGUGUGAUAAAUGGAAUUAAUGUGAAAGAAAGAAAGAAAAUAUGGAAUUGGAAGCACACAAUAUAAAAUAUGAAGGUGAUUCAUUAGAUGGUCCGGUGAUCUCAUCUGUCUUUUCCCUCAGCUCUGGCGCUGUAAAUAUCCCGGAAGGAAUUAAGUGGGAUGAUACAUUACAGAAGAAAAGGUCCACGUCGUUGUUGUGCCGAAAGAUUGCUCAGCUGAUGUCUGCUGUUGAAUCGAAUGUGAAAUCUCAAUUAGCUGCUUCAUUAAGACACAGUAACAGCCAAGCCUCUAAGGAGAAAGCGUUAUUGCCAGAAAAAAAGAGUGAGAAAACUAGCUCAAAUAUGAUAUCUGAACAAGAGCUUGUGCCUUCUCCUCGGAGACCGAAGGACACCACUUUUUCUAAUGAGUUUUCUAAUAAGCAAGAACAACAAUUGGAAACACUUAAAAAGGCUAAAACUAAAACCAGGGUGAUUACAAAAACAAACACUGUUUCUCCAGCUUUCAUUCCUCAAGGAACUCUACUGAGAGUGCUAAACUGCAGUAGUUCUGGAGCCCCAACUGAAAAACAAAAUGGGAAUGAAAUGUCACCAUCCCCUUCUCGAUAUUGCAACAAAAUGUUUAUCCCAAGGCCAGUUCCUUGCUGUGUUUCUGCCAGACUUGACAAAGGUCCAACUUUGUCCGCUGAGAAUGAAGUUCAUGAGGUUUCUAGAAAUCUGUGUGAGUCACAUAGUCAAACCUGCCGCUCUCUUAGUUCUGUGCCAAGUUACGGCCAACAAAAUGGUAUUUUGUCAUGUCACAAAGGCAGCAGCCCAAGUGGGUUAAGUAAAAGGGCCAUGAAAGGUGAAGAUCCCCCAAACAAAGCUAAGCGAGCACAUGCUGCAAACAGUUUGCCCCGGAAGAGACUAUCGGCUCAAGAGAAAUGCUUCCUUGAAGUGGUGCCUGCUCACAUGAGAUGCCUUAGACUUGUAGCAUUCAAAAGUGAUCAGCUAAUAAAAUGCCCUCAUCCUAACCAGCCAGUAGUUGUCUUAAACCACCCUGAUGUUGAGUCACCAGAAAUAAUUAAUAUCAUGAAGGUUAUUAAUAAGUACAAAGGCAAUGUCCUGAAAGCAGUUUUAUCAGAAAGAACUAUUAGUUGCCUCGGUGUGAAACGGCAUUAUAAAAGACUGACUUUUCAGACUUUUGGUAGAUCAGCUCAAGUGAAACAACAGAAAAAAGUAAGAACGAAAAGAAAGAAGGGGCACAAAAAUAACUGCAAGGAGGCGGAAGCAACAAAACAAAUGUUUAAAUGUUUGUUUUGUAGUAGGGUGUAUGCUGAGCAAGAAGAAUGGAUAAGUCACGGGCAGAAACAUUUGCUGGAAGCCACAAAAGGGUGGGACAUCCUUUCAUUUUCAUUAGAAAGUGGAAAGUGAGAAGCACUGAUUACAAAUUCUAGUGUCUCCUAUUUUACAAAGCAGUCUUGGAACAAUUUAGUACAAUCACGUGCUGGUGCCUGUGUACUGUAAGAGUGUUUGUUUUAGGCCAGCAUUUUAGUCAUAGAAGAAAGAAAGAUGGUUGCUCUAGUAUUCUGCUAGUGUUGAUGGUAGAAAUGUGAUCCUGUGCUAAUGAAAUGGGACCAGCAUAAGUAAUCCUGUGAGAUUAGAAAUUAAACUACAGUCAGUAAGCAUGGUCAAGUGAGGGAGGGCAGGAAAACGUUGGAGCAAAGAGAAUGUUGACUAUGUGCGGUACCCUAAGGUACUAGUUGAAAAGAACUGAAAAGAACUUCUAGUAGAAAAGAACUGAAAACAAAAUGCUUCUAGUGCAGCCUCAUCCUUUUCAGAGUCGAGGGCCAUUCAUUCGCAUGCACACAGCCUUCCCCAUUCAUUCAUUCUGGUCAGUCACUGUGAAAACAGAACGUUGGACUAGAUGAGGCUUUCGCCUGCUCCAACAGAGCUCUUCUUUAUAAUUUUCUCACCCUUUUGGCAUGCCAGGUGAAAUUUAAAGGAACUGUUUUUCUGUGCCAUUCCCUCCUGUCAUUUUUCUUUGUCCCAACUUUAUCUUGACAUGCAGAUCUUCAGGUCCCUUUGAGCAUCAGCUUUGAUGCUUGACCAAUAUGGAAUGUAUGGCAUGCUCUGUGAUUGGUUGCCACGAAGCUGGAAACUGAGAGAAUAGGUUUGCAGGAAUGGCUGGAUCAGGUUUGAGGGCAGCUCUCUGUUGCUUUUGUUAAGUCUACAAUCUGUUAUUCUUUUCUGAUAGAUUACUGCAAGUUUGGGACCACAUCGGUGCUAUUUGCGAAGCUAAGACGUUUGGUCCUGUUGUGCACUGCUUUACAUUGGUCUACAUUUGCUAUUUUGUGGCCUGUUCGUGUUAUUUGUAGACAUUCUUUUGUGACAGUCCUCUGAUCUUAGGGAAUCAAGGGCUGCUUAUUGGUAACCAUUUGCUGGUAUCCAUUUUGUUCAUUAGGAAGGAUAGUGACUAGGCAGCAUCUAUGCAAAGCUUCAGCCUGUUCAGGGAAAUGUGAGUAUAUAAUAAUCACUUUGCCACUAUUGAUUCAGGUUUCAUUUAUGUGUUUUCUUUUUUCACCAUCUGUUUAAACAGCAAGGGUACAGUCUGCUCAGGAAAGUGCCUUGUGUGAAUCCCAUUGAAAGUGAAGGCAGUGCUCUUGCCCAGCUCUCAUUCAUUUCCACAGAACUUGAGCAGGAGAACUUAUUGCUCUUUCAGGUCUAGUUAGUAAAGCAGUGCAGUUGUGCCAAGGCCUGAUUAUAGAGGACUUUUCUGACAAUUAAAGAGAUUGGCAAUCAAGACUUUGAAAUAGAAUCCCAACAGAAAAAGGCAUUAUUUUAUUUUAUUUUUAAAUUGCCUUGUCACAAAAGAAAGUUCAGCAUCAACUCUCUUAUUAAGAAUAAUGAGCACAUUUCAACAACCACUCUACUUUUACAAGAAAGAAAGAAAGAAAGAAAGAAAGAAAGAAAGAAAGAAAGAAAGAAAGAAAGAAAGAAAGAAAGAAGCUAUUUAUUCCAUGUUUGGACUUCAAUCAUAGAAUGGAAAGUGGAAUGCUUGAGGUAGUUGCUGUUUUCACAUCUUUUCUAAUGUAUUUAAGUCGGGGAAUAUUUUUAUGCUUCUGGACCCUAAAUGUUUUAUUUUCUAAAACUUUCACAAAGCACAUUUUAUGGCUGGUCUUUUAAAAAUUAAACUCUUUGUAAUACAGUGUUAAAACUGAAUGUCUGGUUCAAUCAGACUACCUGUUGAUCAAUUCAGUAGAAGUUCUUUACUCUUCUCUUCCCCCUUUCAGUUAUGGCUGAAAUGGCUGUUCUUUGGGUCAGGUCUCAUGUCUGCCUUUCACACCACACUGCAAGUACUUGAAAAGUUGUAAGAAUCUGAUGUACUUCAGUGACUGAAAAGGAUGACAAGAACUAAGGUUUUGCCUGCUCUGAAUGGUCAAUUGGCAGCUAAGGCUGUAAUAGUGCAAUGGGUCAUGAAUGUGGUUAAACCUGCCCUGCACCCACCUCUAACCUCUUUCAGUGCCCGGUUUCAUGGCUGAUGUUCUCUGGUUUCAUAGCAGCCUUGGAUAUGCAGAUUGGCAAAGCCCUUUUGGGCUAUCACUUGCUUAUAUCCUCCUUUAUUCCUUUAAAAAGUCUUGCCUUCCUUAGUCUGGGGCAGCAGUGCCUCAGUUUUGAGAUCUGAAUUUCAAGGUUCAUUAGCAACUUGCAUGAAAUUUAACCUCAUUUAUGUUAGUACCUCACAGGCUAGCAAUUGCUUGUUUUUUUUAUUCCAGUCCUUUUAAUUAGAACAAGAUGAACAAUACUUCAUCUUUACAUGUGUAAUACUGGAACAACUAGGGCAGGCAUCCCCAGACUUCGGCCCUCCAGAUGUUUUGGACUACAAUUUCCAUCUUCCCCGACCACUGGUCCUGUUAGCUAGGGAUCAUGGGAGUUGUAGGCCAAAACAUCUGGAGGGCCGCAGUCUGGGGAUGCCUGAACUAGGGCAUUCAUAUUCCAGGGUACUACCAUGCAUGUUUGUUCAGAACUAAAUCAUAUUAUUUGGUGGUAUUUGUUCCCAGACAAGUGCAUAAGAUAGCAACCUAAGGGCCAGAACAGAUCAGAAGCUGUUCUUGCCAUUAGGAAAGGUGUGGAUGGUUUUUUAAAAGUGAAACUUUCAAUUGUGUGAAUAUUGUCUUGUCUGAUUUGGCCCUUUCUCUGACAUCAGGAUCCUGCCAACCUAGCAGUUCGAAAGCACAUCAAAGUGCAAGUAGAUAAAUAGGUACCGCUCUGGUGGGAAGGUAAAUGGUGUUUCCGUGCGCUGUUCUGGUUUGCCAUAAGCGGCCUAGUCAUGCUGGCCACAUGACCCGGAAGCUGUACACCAGCUCCCUCAGCCAGUAAAGCGAGAUGAGCGCCGCAACCCCAGAGUUGUUCGUGACUGGACGCAACGGUCAGGGGUCAUAGAAUCAUAGAGUUGGAAGAGACCACAAGGGCCAUCCAGUCCAACCCCCUGCCAAGCAGGAAACACCAUCAAAGCAUUCCUGACAGAUGGCUGUCAAGCCUCUGCUUAAAGACCUCCAAAGAAGGAGA